GUUAGUUUGAUGAGGCUCGGAGGAAACCCAUGAUCGCAGACACACUUCGCAUCCUCACACCACUGACCCGGGCUUCUGUGUCCUGCAUGGGUGAGCGAGUGUGUGUGUGAGUGUGUGACGGGGAGUGUGUCUGAUCCCGAACCAGCAGCAGGAUGGAGGAUCUCCAGGACAAUCUGGAAUGUUGGAUUAACGCUCGGAAUAACGCGCGCUCGGCCUGAACACCAUCGGGGUUUCUCCUACAUCUUCACAUGAACACACUUGGAUGUUGUCUGUUUCUACGCUUUCCCCUUUUCUAGACCCUAGGAUUUUACACUUGGCUUUAAACUAUCAUUCAAAAUGCCUUUCGCCAAGCGGAUCGUGGAGCCCUCGCUUCUGUGCAGGUACCACAUCCCCAACGACGAGGGUCUGCUGUUCGAGGACCUGUGUGAGAUCAGCAACGUGGUUCUGUCCCGGACCCUGCGACAGCUGUCCGACCUCGCUCGACACGCCUGCUCCUUGUUCCAGGAGCUGGAGAACGACAUCAUCAGCACCAACCAGCGAGUCUGGCUCCUCCAGAACAAACUAGGCCAGCUGCAGCAGUCGACCAAUGCCCUGGACCCCAAAAAGGAGGCAGUGCCGGUUUCAAACCUGGAUAUAGAGAGCAAGAUAUCAGUCCACUAUCAAUCCUCGUGGCACAAGCAACACAAUGUGUUUCAUCCGUGUACGAGACCACCAUGUCUGGAGGAGUUGCAUCGAAAUGCUCAAUUCACUCUCCGAGCUUUACAUCGAGAUGAAAACCAGCAGUCCACAGGUCGGGAGAAGAACAGAGUGACCAUCUCAAUUUCUGUAGCACCCCCUAUUCCCACCUUCCCAUCACCACAUACCAUUCGUAGGCAGCAAAGAAGUCGACUGGCGCGAGCGCAAGAGAGAGCGGAGAGGGAGCGGGAGUUGGACUAUCAACCCAGGAAGGAGAGAACAGUGAGGGAGACAGAGAUCCAGACUAUACAAAGAAAAGAGAGACCAGUGAGAGAAGCAGACACGCAGUCAAUCCAAAGAAAGUUUGAGUGCUUUUACUCACUACAUCCAAUUGAAGGAUGUACCUUCAUUCCAUGGAAUAGAAAGGCUGCCUCAACAGCAGAAGAUGAUGAUGAGGUUGCUGAGGACACGAGAGCCAAAGUCUCAUCGCCUGAGGCCUCCUUGACCAAGGACAAGCAGAUAAACAGGUCCAAGGAAAAUCCAGAAUCAUCAGACCUGAAGGCAAACUCGGAUUCUCACGGCGUCUCCUCCUGCAUUAUCCCCAUAAAUGUCACAGGCGUGGGCUUUGACCGUGAAGCAAGUGCCCGUUGCUCUCUUGUCCAUUCCCAGUCGGUUCUUCAAAGGAGAAGAAAGUUGAGGAGGAGAAAAACAAUAACUGGGAUACCAAAACGAGUGCAACACGACAUGGAUUCAGAUGAAUCACCAGUGGCAAGAGAGCGGACUGUGAUUCUCCAUGCCAACCCACACCAGCUCUCCCUGUAUCAGGAAGACCUGUCAAUCAGCGGCCACCACACUCGGGAUUCUGGCUGCCAGACAGAUGACUUCCUCAUAGCAUGUACGGCUGCUCCCUCCAGACGACGUAUCAGAGCUCAACGGGGCCAUCAGGGAAUCCCUGCAUCUUUGUCCCAUUCAACGGGCAACAUCUCUUCCCUUGGAGACCAGUCAGAUUCCACUUAUACGAGUAACACAACCCGUGGGGGGCGUUUGCGCUCUCGUAGCCUUCCACGAGAGGGUGGACGUCUAAUGGACAGUGAUGAGGAUGACGAUGACAAUUACGAUGACGAUGACGACGAUGAGGAAUUGUCUCCGUACGAAGCAGAAGACUUUAUUCCAUCAGGCCCCAGUCCGAGGAUGAAGAUGAUGAUGAUGAAAGAUGAAGAGGAAAGUACAGAUGAUCAGGCAGCACCUGGGCCACUGCAGCUUGGCAGCCUUAAACGAUUGCAAAGAUCUGGAGAAAGAGACAGAGGGGUUGUGGGAGGUGGAAGUCCAGAGCACAGCUGGAUGGAAAGGGGGCGCUCUCGUCUGCCAAGGAAGGUUGACAUGGGCAGCUGUGAAAUCUCAUCAAGUUCAGACACUUUCAGUAGUCCCAUUCACUCUGUGUCUACAACAGGAGUACUUGGCAGCCACGUGGACCACAAAGAGGAUCACCAGUCAUCAAGUGGCAAUUGGAGUGGUUCUAGCUCCACAUGCCCAUCUCAAACCUCUGAAACUAUUCCCCCACCUUCCUCUCCACCGCUGACAGGCUCAUCUCAUUGCGACUCUGAGCUGUCACUGAACACUGUGCCCAAUGCCAUGGAUGAGGGAUUCUCACUCGACCCUUCUUACCACUCUGACCUCAGACCUCAAGGCCAGGGCCAGAGGUCAAGCUCAUUCACAUCCUCAGCGACAGACCAGCUUGACGAUGCAGGUGUGAGUACGGCAAGCGAGGGAGAGUGGACAUAUCCACAAGAUCAAGAACACACUUAUCAAGACCAAGACCAUGACCAAGGCCUAGCAUUCGCAAGAGGUUAUGUUGCCAAACAAGGCCUAGAAGAUCAACCAUGUUUCGAUGAAAGCAAGGCCAGUAUCACUGGAAAAGAAACGUAUUAUUCAUCUGACACUGAGGGUUUGUACUCCCUAUCUGUGGACUUAGGGGCGUGUAACCCAUCAUAUAAAAGCUAUACAUACAACUAUGCAGAUACAGGGCCUGCCUGUGGCCAGUUGAACACUGUGGCAGCACCACUACCACACGAAGUACUCCCUCAACAACCUACUGAUUUCACAGCGGGCACCAUGACUUUGGGGAGGCCCUGUCGUCCACUCAAAAAACCAAAAGUAAAACCUCCGCCACCUAAACGAACCUCCUCGCUAAGGGAGACAAGCAGUAGUAGUGUUGACGUUGGAACUGAUACGCAGGCAGAUCAGGAGCAGCCAAAUACAGUCAAAGAACAGGAACUUGCCUUGUCUUCCACUGAUAUGAAGCUAAACUUGGAAAUUGGAGGCGCUCCGGAGCCGUUGCAGACUUCUUGUCUGGUCACACAGCCCAUCGGCACAUGGGUAAUGGGCCUAAGUGAAGCUGUAGAUCUAGUAGAGCCUAUGUCCUUCACCUCAGCAGACACGCACUCUUUUAAGGAUGAAGGUGCUGUGCAAUCUGACUAUGCAGACUUAUGGCUUCACAACACUGACCAAAAGACAAACAAUGGUGAGUAUACCUCAAUGUCGAACUCCAGCACAGCCACUGGCACAACUGUCAUGGAUUGUGUUAAGUCACCUGACAGCUCUUCCUCCUCGACUGAAAAUAAAACCCAGGCACUUCCCCAGAACUCAGAUGUGAGGGCCAGUAGCCCACCUCUUCAACCAGCUGAUUUCAAACUUGGGUCACCUGAAAAACUGGCUGGUCUGGCCUCACCAUCCAGCGGGUAUUCCAGUCAGUCCGAAACUCCAACUUCAACGUUGCCCUCAUCUUCUGCAGCAUUCUUUCCGGGACCUUUGUCACCUUCUACUGGCAAAAGGAAGCCCAAAGUGCCAGAGAGAAAGUCCUCUCUCUCUUCGUUACAGCAUUUUCCUAGAGAUGGAGCUUCAAUUUAUCCUGGCUACAAAAGAGAUCCAGACUUUCCGCCACCUCCCUCACAACUGGAUAUUCAUAUUCUUCAAGGUGGUUAUGUUAGACACACAUUGUGUCACAGAACGCAGCAUAUGAACACACUGCACCAUAGCAAACAGAGAAUUACAAAUGCUUCAGCAACAAAGUUGCUGGUCCCUGAAACGGUUCAUGCCAAUGUUUCCUGUCCAAAUUUGUCAUCAGGAAUUUCAAACACAAGUCUGCAAGUUCCAUCUGCCCAUCGUUUAGGACAACUACAUUCCGUCAGUCAGUCUACAGACAGUUCCAACACUACAGAACUAGAACCAGCAAGUGUAUUAGAGAAUGCCACAAGACGUAAAUGUCCUCCUUGUAGUUCCACUCUGAUGCCACCUCCCAAGAACACUCGGCCUCUCCCUCCACGAAGACCACCCCCAAAACCUCCAGCUCUUGAGCAACGGCCUUCAAAUGAGCCAUCACAACCACCACCUCCCGGUCGCCACCCUGAUGGGCCUCCCUCGUAUGAAAGUCUGCUACUCAGACAAGACCGGUAUGGACCGGGAACAUUUUGGGCAAUGACAGCAUUCAGAAACCGCAUGGACCCGUUAUCAGAACCUUCAGAGGACAGUUCGCCCUUGCACCGGCCAGUGCCAAGAGCGCCCCACCCUUCACCAGUCGAUCUACACACACACAUUCACUCCCACAGAGAGUUCAGAGGGCUUACGAAUUCCACACAUGCACAUACUGAGUUCAGGAUUUUGGGAGAGCGAUCGUUUUCUCAAGAUGAUGAUGAUGAUGACGAAGAUGAAGAAGAAGAAGAACAAGUCAAUGAACUUCCAAGGGCUGCAUGUUCCAGGGGAGGCAUGCGUUCAGAUCAUCCUCCACCUCCUGCUUAUGAGUUUGCUGGGGGAUCCCACUUUGACUCAGGGCCCUGGCCUAGUCCACUCAAAGUGCCUGGUACCUCAAUGGAGACAUCGCAUCCUUACCUAAUCAGCGAUGCAAGGAAAAGAGGACAAGAGGAGUGGGAAGGAGAAGAGGUCAAAUCAGGUGCUACCAGAAGUGCCCAUCAGCAGCAGCUGCAUGAGUAUAAAGACGACUCUACUCCAGACACAGAAGACUACUUCAGUAAAGAUUCCACGCCAAGUGAUAAUUCACUUUCCCCUUUGACUGAAGACACGAAAGUAGACGAGGACAUUAUUUUGACAUCACCAAACAAGUCCAGAACAACCGAGGAUCUGUUCGCCAUGAUACACAGAUCGAAGAGAAAAGUCCUGGGCCGCAAGGAUUCAGGAGAGAUGAAUGCAAAAUCUCGCCUUUGCCCUACAGCGAUGCCCUCUGGUCCGGUUGCCACCACCAUUGUCCCUCCAGCACCAACACUCAAUGUCCUGGCAGCACAAGCCGCUGUUGCUGGAUCACAACGGGCUCCAGUACCAAUCUAUCGCAGCGCUAAGAAAUCCAACACGUCGAAUGAGGAAUUUAAGCUAUUACUAUUAAAGAAAGGCAGCAGGUCUGAUUCUAGCUACCGAAUGUCAGCUACAGAGAUCCUUAAGAGUCCAAUAACCCCUAAAAUGCCUGGAGAUUCUGUUCAGGAGGGUGCCAUCAGACAAGUGGAGGAGCCACCCACCACAGUGCAGGAUCCUCUUAUCUCUGGCUUUGAACCAAUCCAGAUACCAGGCCUAUUUCCUCGAGCAAAUUCUGAAAGUUUCAUACCGAAGACUUUGCCACUAUCAGCUGCAUCUCGACAGGGCCGUUCUCGCAUCCCCCCAGUAGCCAACAGCAGUCGCUACAGUACUCGUAGCCGUCUAUACACUGCUCCCAUGCAAGCCAUUUCUGAAGGGGAGACUGAGAACUCAGAUGGAAGCCCCCAUGAUGACAGAUCCUCCUAGUAUCUACAGAGAUCAUCAUUCUGUUUUGUUGUGACCCUUGAAUAGCUAUCAUGUCAGUGGAGAUAAUCAGUAAAACACUAACAUUUGAAUAACGCAGAAGUUGAACUAUAGUCAAGCUCUUUUGUGGCUGUCAAAAACAGAAGAGGUGAAUAUAUAAAAACAUGGCUGUAUUGUAUUGUAAAGAAAAAAAAGCUCCUGUGCAUUUAAAAGAGCAAAUGUGCAAACUAUUUUGAUGAAAAUUCAUUUUUCUAUGCUAUGAAGAAACUAAUCCAAAUGUUUGGUACUGUAUUAUUAGAAAAUAAUUUUGUUAAAUAUGGACUUGUGUGCAUGCACAUGCACCAUUAACAAAUAUUUCUACUUUGAUGUGUUUUGAGUGGUGUGGGUUUGUCUAUCACACAGUAACGUUUUUCUUAUAAAAUUCUAAAAAAUAUAUAUGAUAAUUAUAACAGUAAAUAUUCCUUCCACUUUUGGUACCCAAAACAUUCAAUCAAUUCCACGGUUCAUACCAAGUGUUCCUGUCAGCAAGUUUGAUUUUUGUGGAAGUCGGCAAAAGCAUUCUCUCAAAUGCUCUGAAUAUUACCAAGAGGCAAACAUAUUUCUUCACAAAUUAUACACAAAAGAUAACAUGAAGCAUGUAUUUUUUAUAAAAUUCCACACACCAUGAUAGAGGUUCUCAAUGUUGCAUGACUGACCACACACACGGAGACAUAUGAACAAUUGUUCUGACAUUGUUAUUUUAUGGGAAUAAUGAAAUAAUUAUGUGAAAGGUUUUAGUGAUAUCCGUGCCCCACAAGUAUUAAGUAUGGAGAUGGAGAGGGUGUGUCUCUGGGUGGGGUCAAAUUGUCAAAAAAGAAAAAAAAGAUACUUGAUAAGACAAUCGCACCACCGUGGGCCCCCCUCAUGAUUUGAGCCAUGUCAAAUAAGAUCCAACAUUUAUUUAAACAUGAGACAAUUGAGCAUGUUUGCAGAGGAUUUCUUCAACGGAGGGCCAGUCAUUCUGCACAUCUAUAAAUCGCAAAGUUGCAUUUCAGGAAUGAUACAAACGUGAAAAAUGCUUUAGAGGGUCAAUUUGGAAAAGCUUUCCAAGAGCUAAUCUCAGUUUUGCACCAAAAGAUUCUUCAAGAAUAAAAAGAAAAUAUAUCAUAUAACAAUGACAAAUGUAUAUUUGUACUGAAUACAAAGUCAUAUAUAUAUAAAUAUAUAUUUAAGAAAAACCAAUGACCAUACAUUUUUAUAGGGAAUCAACCUGUGUGUAGCAAAGCAGAACAGGUCACACUGACAAACAAAUUGAACGUUACUUGUUCUCUCACUCUAGCCUCUCCUUGAUUUGCACUAACCCAGUAGCAUUAGACAGGUGAAAGCUCAACAGCAUUGAUACUAUGAUUAACUAGUGAGGUCUGUGUCUGACAAUUAGAACGGCACAACGCAGUGGAGAGAGAAGCCACCAGCAGUAUUGAAAAUAUAGCAAUCCAAUUGCAGCAGCCUUUUAUAUUUGACACUAGUGUUGGAAUAUGGUGUUCAAUUUUUCUCCAAUGAAUGUAAUGCGUGAAGAUUAUCCAAUGUAUUGUGUUACAGAAGAAACUGAGCAACAGAACAAAGUUUGGACUCUCACCUGCCUAAAACAGAAAGCAACAGAUAUACUUCUUUAAUUCAAAGACUGCAAUUUAGUAUAAAUGAGCCACUGUAUUCUGUGAAUACCUCUGCAAGCAUUUUACUCUUUUGCAAUUAAUGUAAUUAGCAGUCCAUCAGACAGACAGACAGACAGACAGGCAGACAGACAGAUAGAUAGAUAGAUAGCUAGAUAGAUAGAUAGAUAGAUAGAUAGAUAGAUAGAUAGAUAGAUAGAUUGAUUGAUUGAUUGAUAGAUAGACUGGUAGAUAGACUGAUAGAUCGAUGGACACCUUUGUAACUCAGCGAAUCUGGGAUGCAAAAUUGACACUGUGUAAGAUGGAGAAAGAAAAAAAGCUGUGAAACAUUUUACUCAUGUUGCUGACACGCACUUGUUCCUGUCCAUUGUUUUAUUCGUUGUGUUUUCUAUCGCAUGCAAUAAUAAGAAAAAGAGAACACCACCAUAUCAUUAUUUUUGUCAGGCAGACUGAUGAAAAAUAAAAUAUUUUGUAUUUUCUGUUCUCAUGUCAAGUUCAAUAGUGUGUUCUAUAGAUGUACAAACUGUCUGGCUAUUUCUGUUCUGUAUAGUUGUGAUCACAAACAGGGGUUUAUCUUGUACUGUAUAUCUAUUAACAGGACAAUCAUAAGUUUAAGAGACUGUAAAAAAAAAAGUAUUUAUAGAGAACUUUCCGAUAAGGAACCUGAACAUGGCACUGGGUCCUAAUGCCAAAUUAGCUGAGGUGAGGCCAGCUACAAAUCUGUAUUUGAUGAAUCAAUCAAAACAUAAAUGAACAAUUGAGAAAACAGGCAUAUAGACUCUUAAGCUUAAUUGUCAUUUGUUUUACCACUAACUCAUGUCAGAAAAAGACUUUUUUCAUACCAUUAUUAUUAUUAUUGAUUCAAACAAAUUGUUCUAUAGGCUCAAUACUGUAUUACCUGAAAAUAGCAACAUGGCUGUAUAUGAUGUUUCGAUAAUUAAGGAAAAAACAUUUGAUGUAACAGUUUGUUUAGUAUUGCUUUCUCACUGCUCCUGACAAUGGAGUGGGUACAAACAUGGCUGUGGUUUCUUGGCCAGUGGGGAAAACUGUGAACUUGCUACACAAAAACAAAGACAACUUGGAAGUACAACCAAAUAAGAAUCACAAACUGGAUUCUUCAACUUUCUUCAACCUGUGUUCCAAUAGCUAAGCAACAUUUUCCUUCAAAGAAAAAAAAAAUCCACAGUGUGCAGUAUGGAAUAACACUAAACAGAGUUUUAAAUGUGUGUAUGAGAAGGCAAAAAAACAGGUGAACUGUCUAUUUAAGAAGCUCCAUGUUUAGCUAAAACGUAACAGAUUUGAAUCACUUUUGUAUUUUUGUAUAAACAUGUAAAUAGCUUUUUAAAAUAAGAAAAUGUUGAAAACUCUUUCUUUUUUAAAAUAACCCAAUAAAAGAAUAAAAAAAAGUUUGGUUUUUUGUUUGUUUUGCUUUGCUCAUGAUUGUUUUCAAUCUUGUACACUUUGAAACACUGAGUAAUGUUUUUAUUUUUGAAGGCGGAAUAACAUUGUGAAAGCUCCAUGACUACAGUUCAUUUUAACAGCUCAUCAGGUUGCUUAGUAAUUGUGGAUAGAAAAAAAGACAAUAAAUGUGACU
Messenger RNA from Synchiropus splendidus (mandarinfish), 8700 nucleotides. RefSeq names its product Nance-Horan syndrome b (congenital cataracts and dental anomalies) (gene nhsb). Bases 337 to 5460 code for a protein of 1707 amino acids. The record is from RefSeq and is a predicted model, not a curated record. Gene Ontology annotation, biological process: lens development in camera-type eye; cell differentiation. NCBI's taxonomy places the organism in Eukaryota, Metazoa, Chordata, Actinopteri, Syngnathiformes, Callionymidae. The transcript has 13 exons.